CACUGCCAAAGACAGACAACAUGCUGCCUGCUGUUGUAAAGCUCUGCUGUGGAAUCUCCUACCCACAUCUGAGGAGUCUGGCAGGACUUCAACGCACAGCUGUGGCAGUGAUAGGCCAGGAGCUCACACACCUGCAGAGAUGGGGACAAGUCCAACAUCACAUGAGAACACAUGCUGGAUUCAAGUAUAAUGAGCCCAAACCUGAAGAUAUAAAGCCUGCGCCUUCGAAAGAUGAUCAGCUGUUCCAUGUACAACAAGGCCAAGAAGCAAUGAGAAAAGCUCUCUGCAUGUUGGAAGACACACAAGGAUGGAAGGUCGAGAUCACAGAGAGCGACGGAGAUGUAAUUUGUAGCAAAGUGAUGCCGGGUGCCGGGAAGGUCUUCAGGCUGGAGGCGAUCUUGGAGGCCAGCGUGGACGAGCUCUACGACCUCCUGUUUGUCCGAGUGGAGGAGAUGCAACAGUGGAACCCGAGCAUACAGCAAAUCAAAGUUCUGAAGCAUGUUGGACCCGAAACGAUUAUCACUCACGAGGUUUCAGCCGAGACGGCGGGAAAUCUGAUUGGCCAAAGGGAUUUCCUGAGUGUCAGACACAGUUGCAAACGAAAUUCCAGUGUUUAUCUUGGAGGAGCAGCAAUUCAGCUGGAGUCCUUCCCACCUCAGGCAGGCUUUGUGAGAGCCGAGGAUGGACCAACCUGCAUCAUCAUCCAGGCUUUGAAAGAAGAUAGAGGAAAAAGUCGCUUCACAUGGCUUCUUAAUAUGGAUGUAAAGGGCUGGCUGCCAAAGUCCAUUGUCAAUCAGGCUUUGCCCCGAGCACAGCUGGAUUUCACCAGACACCUUCGCAGACGUCUCACAGCGAGCGCCACGCUGGGCUAACUGAGUUUGUGUGACAUGCAGACUGCAGAAGCCCACUCACAGGGGAAGGCAGGAAGACGGAGGCACAGUGACAGCCUGGCUACUCUUUCAACAAGAGCAGAAACUCUGCCUGGAGGAGACGCUCAGCUCCAGAGCAGGCAGACAGACACCAGUAUCAGCAGCCCUGUGCCAGACUGGCAGAAGGCUGCUGACUUAUAAUAGGAAAUAAUGUCAGAGUGUGCCACUCAAACCUCAAGAUUUCCCGAUUAGGAGUCAUCAAUUGUCUGUUGAUACACAACUAACUAAAGGAGGGCAUGCACAUGACUGGACAAAAUGAAUAA
Cottoperca gobio is the source of this 1192-nucleotide messenger RNA. It is a transcript of the gene star2, whose product is annotated as steroidogenic acute regulatory protein 2. The record is from RefSeq and is a predicted model, not a curated record. The transcript is spliced from 7 exons. Bases 21 to 872 code for a protein of 283 amino acids. Lineage: Eukaryota; Metazoa; Chordata; Actinopteri; Perciformes; Bovichtidae. Gene Ontology annotation, cellular component: mitochondrion. Gene Ontology annotation, biological process: steroid biosynthetic process; regulation of steroid biosynthetic process; intracellular cholesterol transport. Gene Ontology annotation, molecular function: cholesterol transfer activity; cholesterol binding.